This is a messenger RNA of Helobdella robusta, 864 nucleotides long. RefSeq lists its product as hypothetical. The transcript is spliced from 7 exons. The record is from RefSeq and is a predicted model, not a curated record. The coding region runs from base 1 to 864 and encodes 287 amino acids. NCBI's taxonomy places the organism in Eukaryota, Metazoa, Annelida, Clitellata, Rhynchobdellida, Glossiphoniidae.
AUGUUCAAUCAGACAGGAAAUAGUUCUGCUGCAGUUGUCUUCUCGACUCAGGCUGGUCAAUAUUACUUGAUCAAAAGUCAGCUGAAUGGGCAAUGCUUGGAUGUUUCUAAGGCAGGGGGUGAUGGGAGCAAGGUUAUUGUGUUCAAGAAGCAUGGCAAACCCAAUCAACUCUGGUAUGACCACGAUGCCACUGGAACCAUCAGGUCAAAGUGCAAUGACCUCUGCUUGGAAAUUAAAGGUCACCUGCUUCUGGUGAAAGCUUUUGAAAGUGGCAAUCCGAAUCAACAAUGGCAGAGGCACGAUAAGCUGAUCAGGAACAGACUCAAUCAUAAUCAAGUCAUUGAGAUCUUAAAUAGUACAACUGGAGAUGUCGGGGAAAACAACUUGAAUAAUGAAAAGAACCAACUGUGGGACUUUGAGUACGUUCCAUCUGCUGGUCCUGCUCCUCAAACUGUUUUUAAGAGAUCUGAUGAAUAUUACAUUGUGAGUGAGAAGAAUGGAAAGGUGCUUGACAUAAUUGAUGCCCCAAAGAAAGACAAGAAAAGUGUUAUUCCCACGUUGGUGGUGCAUAACAAGCAGUACCCACCACCGAAAAGCCAGUUGUGGUACACUGAUGAACUCUCUGGAUUCAUCCACUCUGCUCUUAAUGAUGCUGUUUUUGUUGAUUUAGGUGCUGUGAAUUUGGUGAUGGCCACUUACAAGGUGCACAAGGAUUACCAAUGGAAACUGGAUGGCAAGAAGAUUGUAAACGGUGCAGGCUUGGUGCUGGAUAUCAGGGGAGACACUGACAAAGACGGAGCGAAUCUCUGCGCUUACAAGUACAACGGACAGCCUAAUCAGCAUUGGCUCAUCAUCAGAGUUUAA